AUGAGAGCAAAGAUGUAUCGCAGUGUAGCCAGCUUUAUGGUGUUUGUACGUUAUGUACAUAUAAAAAUACAAAGUAUGAAAGAAGAGUUUCUAUUUUGCAAAUCACUUUUGGGAAUAACAAAAGCAAGGGAUGUUUAUAGUAUAAUAAAAAGUUUUUUUGAAAAACACCGUGUCGAUUGGAUAAAUAAGCUUGGCAGUUUGUGUACAGACGGAGAAAUGCUUGGAAAAACUUCUGGUUUUUCAGCAUUGGUCAAGAAAGAGAUUCCUAACGUCAAAACAACUCAUUGCUUCUUACACCGACAUGCAUUAGCAUCACGAACUUUGCCUACUUUCUUGAAAGGAUUUAUGGCCAGGUGUAUUAAAAUAAUUAACUUCAUAAGAGCCAGAGCUUUAAAUCACCGGCUAUUUAAGAAACUUUGUCAAGAAAUGGGAUCUGACCACGAAGUACUGCUGUAUUAUACAGAAGUUCGCUGGUUAUCAAGAGGGCAGAUUUUAAAGCGCUUAUUUGAGUUACGCGUAGAAGUCUCGAUUUUUCUGAAAGAUCAAAAAAGUGCAUUGUAUCAAAUUCUGGAGAGUGAAAAUUUUUUGCAAGGACUAGCUUACUUAACCGAUAUUUUUAGUUAUUUGAAUGAAACAAACCUAGCUCUUUAG
Molecule: messenger RNA, 651 nt
Organism: Hydra vulgaris (swiftwater hydra)
Lineage: Eukaryota; Metazoa; Cnidaria; Hydrozoa; Anthoathecata; Hydridae
Product: protein FAM200C-like
Source: RefSeq, a predicted model, not a curated record